This is a messenger RNA of Anneissia japonica, 3622 nucleotides long. Its product is annotated as integrator complex subunit 13-like. Gene Ontology annotation, cellular component: integrator complex. The coding region runs from base 225 to 2282 and encodes 685 amino acids. The transcript has 14 exons. NCBI's taxonomy places the organism in Eukaryota, Metazoa, Echinodermata, Crinoidea, Comatulida, Comatulidae. The record is from RefSeq and is a predicted model, not a curated record. Gene Ontology annotation, biological process: centrosome localization; regulation of mitotic cell cycle.
UAUGUCUCACCAGAGCAGUUAGGGCUAGCUUUCGUCUUGAAAAUUUGUAUUAAAUAUUAGUCUAAUUCUAAUUGAUAUCAACAUUAAUUAAUUUCAGGGCCGUCCUUUUGUCAGUUUAACAUCGAGGAUAUGGAAUUGUAGCUGAACUGUACAAAUGGAGCGGUAGAGCAACGAACAAAAUCGUAGGCUAGGCGAACAGUGCAUCAAUCAACAAGAAAGUAAAAAUGUUUCCCGCUUCACAUAAAACGGUGAUCGUCAUUGAUCACAGUCCGUUUUUUGGCAAGCCUUGCGGUCACAAGAUAGAAUACGACAUGAUCAGCAAAUCUCGGUCGGGAGUUUCAAAUAUUCCAAUUGAUCCAUUUUACAAGUCACUUUGGACCUGUGCAGUAGAGGCAGCAUUUGAGUACUGCCGUAUUGUGUAUGAUAUAUUCGCAUCUGAUAGAUUGAUACGAUUUAUUGCAGCAGACACAGAAGCAAGACUCCUGAAUACAUGGAGCAAAUCAGAUCAACAGCUAAGUGAUUUGAUGCAUGUUUUUGCUGAGCUAGGUCCAGCAGAUCCUGAGGCUAGUGAUGAUGAUUGUAGUAUAAUUCACGGCCUUACAGCAGCAGUGGAAGUGCUGUGUGAAUGCAGUGAGGAACAGCACCAGAUUCGUACUUCGAUGACGGAUGUCGCCUCAAGCGUAUCGAACAAAGGCAGAAUCAUUUGCUUCACUUCAGUUACAAACGACACCCAUGUUGAGGUUCUGAAGAAAAGUGUUCAAGACGCAAUAGUACAGCAUAACAAAAUGGCUGCUGGCUCCGACAAUCUUCUUUCGAUAAAUCACUGUGAACUUACUGUCUUUCACGUACAUGUCCCUGAAGACUCUUCAACAGCAAUAACCCCAAAAACACGCCAGAAUGUCUCCUCAAAUUUGUCGUUCAGACUGAUCUCGGUACCGUCUGCGCAAUAUCUGGCUAGUCAUCUUUGUAAAUUAGUCCAGGCACAUCACAACCUUGUUAUGACAACAAUCACUGGUAUUCCAAUGAAGGAAGAACAAAAUUCCAAUAGCUCAGCCAAUUACGAUGUCGAGUUGCUGCAUCAUAAAGACGGCCACAAAGAAGUUCGCAAGAGCACUUCCCAAAGUGCCUCGUCGAGUGGUGAUACAUCCUUGAAAGUCCUCGGUCAAGAGGAGAACAACAUCAUACUGAAAUGGUGCUCACCCAGAGGAAUGUCUAAUGAAUUGCUGUAUUGCACGGGUGCAUAUAGAAUUUCUCCAGUAGAUGUCAACAGUAGGCCUUCGUUAUGCCUGACAAACUUUCUUCUGAAUGGCCGCCAGGUCAUGCUUGAGCAGCCACGCAAGGCUGGGGCAAAGGUCAUGUCGCAUAUGUUGACAAGUCAUGGUGGGGAAAUCUUCAUCCAUUGCCUGUCGACCUCACGAUCAUAUCUGGAAGACCCGCCGUCAAUUAGCGAGGGCUGCGGGGGGAGGGUGACGGAUUAUAGGAUUACUGACUUUGGCGAGUUCAUGAAGGACAAUCGCCUUGCCCCCUUCACCACAGAUAGUCAUGAUGAGGAAUUACCUAUCAUUAAAGCAAAAGAACAACUUGAAAGGCAGACCAGACUUUGGCCCAUGGUAAUUAGUGAUACUAUCAUCUUCAACAUGGCAUCGCACAUUGACCCCUUACCGACAUUGAUUGCCAAACCUGUGAUGGAUGAGGAAGACAUCACUGAGUGCAAGAAGUCUAUCCUUCACCUAGUUGGUAUAGAAGCAAAGGGUGACCCAAUACCCCUUCCCCCAGGUAUUAGGGGUAAAGCACCAAAAAAGGAGGAGCAUUAUCGACAGAUGUGGGCGGAGCUUGAGACAUUAAUAAAAGCAUACAGUAAUACGUCUCCUGCGCAUCAAGAAGUGCUUAAGUGCUUGUACGACUGUAAGCCGUCUAGUGACUCCAACGGCAAGAAGGGAAUGGACAAGUCCUCAGCAAAGGGCACAGAGAAAGCCAGUGAAGCAGAAAAGGCUUGGAAAGAUCUAGACAGGUUGCAAAGCAUGACUCAUCGAGAGAAACAGGACUUUCUAUCAAAUACAGAUUUGGGGAACAUAGAGGGCACUCCACCAAUCAAAAAGCAGAAGAUUACAAAGGAUGAAAGUAGAGAUAGACAGAAAGGCGGACCAGUCUCCUUGCUGUCAUUAUGGACCAGUCGGAUAAAAGUAGUCAAUACCAUGAGGCAUGAAGAGUUUGCAGGGAGACUAGAAGCUGUAAAUAACAAAACAGAACUCUAUGCUCACAUGAAGAAAGACGAUAAUUAAAUAAAUUUAUAGGAGGCACAAGGGGUCAUAAUUUUUUAAGAAAGUACAAAACAUACUCUUUUCUGUGUCACUUGCCAUCCUAAAGUACACAAAAAAUGAUUUUAGGUCAUCAUUUCACAUACGCUGUUGACCCCUCCUAGCUUAUGUUUUGUACUCUUGACUACCAUAACACAAUUGUCCCAAUGUGCAAACCAAUGUAUGCACUACAGUUAAACGUGCCCAACUCGAAUAAUUUCCAAGUUUAUCUUAUUUUACAUGCCAAAUUGUUGUAUUUUCCAUUCUGUAAGUUAAAUUUUAUCUAAGUUGAAGAAUUUUUCAUUUCGACUUAGGCAAGUUCAGCUGUAUUUAUAAAUCUAUAGGGCAUCUAAGACAAUUGUCUCUAUGCAUAAAAAAUCAUUCUAAAUCAAGUAUUUCAUAUGUAUUUUUCAAAGAUGCAACAUUGUAGUUAUGAGAUUAAAUUGCUAAAAUUUUAAUUUACACUAAAAAGUUGAUAUAACUUAUAAGGGAAAAUAAAAAUCUAUUAGUAUACAAAUACUAAUAGAUUUUAUGAGCAUAAUAGGAAGAAUAGUUUAAUGAGUUGAAAGAUUGACUGCUCCAUUCGACGAGGCGGAGCCAAGUUGAAUGGAACAGUCAGUCUGUCAACUCAUGAAAAUAUUCUUUCUUAAAUUCAUUAUUUGUUUUACAACAUGCCUAAAGUAGAUUCUUGUCAUUUGAUAUUUUAUGAAAAAAAUCUACCCUUUUUAGAACAGUCCAGCAUGUCUUUAACCAAUCAAAAGAUUGUAGUAGGUUGGAGUCAUAUUCUAGGCACCGUGAAAUGGGCAAAAACGGAUGGAACGAAAAUGCACGGAUGAAAAUAAGUUUCAAUGAUGAGUGACGACAUGGGGUAAAUAACCAUUGUCACAUGAUACGAAAUCCACUAAUCAAAUUACAGGAAUCUAUAUAGGUGUGUUAUAAAACAUUAGAGUAAAUUAUGCUUUGCAUAUUUUUAAUAAGUGUAAUUAAUAUAUUCCCAAUUUAAAAGGAAAAUGAAAUACUGUCAAACAGUUAUAUUCAUUAUUGCACAUUAUUAAUUAUGUUGUAUUGUAUACAGUAUGGACACAUGUUGUGUCCAUACCACCCUCAUUGUAGGUGGUGUUUGUAAACAAUGAACAAUUACACAAUGCAUUGUCUAAAAAGCAGAAGCUACUAUUUUGACAAAAUAUAAUUAUAAAAUUAAAAUGAAAGUUGUCUGUCGAAAUUUUAUAUUUAAUGUCUUUUUAAAAUUUACAUAAAAUGACAUUGCACAGCUGAAACAAUAAGGCAAUAAGAAAAUAAAAGUCUUGCAAAAGAAAUCAAUUAAA